Messenger RNA from Cuculus canorus (common cuckoo), 1860 nucleotides. It is a transcript of the gene MUTYH, whose product is annotated as mutY DNA glycosylase. The record is from RefSeq and is a predicted model, not a curated record. NCBI's taxonomy places the organism in Eukaryota, Metazoa, Chordata, Aves, Cuculiformes, Cuculidae. Bases 78 to 1589 code for a protein of 503 amino acids. Gene Ontology annotation, cellular component: nucleus. Gene Ontology annotation, molecular function: adenine/guanine mispair binding; oxidized purine DNA binding; 4 iron, 4 sulfur cluster binding. Gene Ontology annotation, biological process: mismatch repair; base-excision repair. The transcript has 15 exons.
GCGGGGCGGGGGAAGCGUUUUCCCGGGAAACCCUCACGUGGCGCCGCCCUGGCCCCGGUGGGGACCGGCCGUGAGCCAUGAGCCGCCGCCGGGCCGCGGCCGCGAGCCUCCGGAGGGGCGGCAGGAGGGCAGUGCCCAGCGGGAAAGGCGCGUCGCCCCGCGGAGGAACCCCCGCUCCAGCUCUCACCCUGCAUCUCUUCAGUGACCCAGUUGAGAUCAAGGCCCUGCGCCGGGACCUGCUGGCUUGGUACGACAGAUGCAAACGGGAUCUGCCCUGGAGGACCCUGGCAGCAACUGAACCAGAUGCUGACAGACGGGCAUACGCCGUGUGGGUGUCGGAGAUCAUGCUCCAGCAGACACAAGUGGCUACAGUGAUCGACUACUACAACCGCUGGAUGCAGAAGUGGCCGACACUGCAGACUCUGGCGCAGGCGUCCCUGGAGGAGGUGAACGAGCUGUGGGCAGGACUUGGCUACUACUCCCGAGGGAAGCGCCUGCAGGAGGCAGCGAGAAAGGUGGUGUCGGAGCUGGCGGGACGGAUGCCCAGGACAGCUGAGGACCUGCAGAAGCUGCUGCCAGGAGUGGGUCGAUACACGGCUGGAGCUAUCGCUUCCAUCUCGUAUGGACAGGCUACAGGUGUUGUGGAUGGCAAUGUGAUCCGGGUCUUGUGCCGCCUGCGGUGCAUCGGUGCCGAUUCCAACAGCCCAGCUGUCAUCGACCACCUCUGGGACAUGGCCAAUGCCCUGGUAGACAGGAGCCGCCCGGGGGAUUUUAACCAAGCCCUGAUGGAGCUGGGGGCAACUGUGUGUGUGCCCAAGGCCCCGCUGUGCGGGGACUGCCCUGUGAAGCAGCACUGCCGAGCGUGGCGCAGGGUGGAGAAGGAGCUGGCCUUUGCCUCUCAGAAGCUGUUUAGAAAACCUGCCCCAGUGCUUGAUGUUGAGGACUGCGGUGCUGCGGGCUGUCCCCUGUGCCCCCCAGCCACGGAGCCAUGGGACAGCAGCCUAGGGGUGACCAACUUCCCCCGGAAAGCAGCAAAGAAGCAGCCACGGGUAGCACGAACGGCCACGUGUGUGCUGGAGCGGAGAGGCUGCCAGGGGGCCCUGGAGUAUCUCCUUGUGCAGAGACCCAGCUCAGGUCUGCUGGCUGGGCUCUGGGAGUUCCCAAGUGUCCCAUUGGCUCAGGAUCUGCAGGAGGAGAAGCAGAGGGAGGCGCUGGCAGAUCACCUCCAGGCCUGGCUGGGGCAGCCUGUGCCAGCAGGAGGCCUGCAGCUAAUUGGAGAGGUUGUCCACAUCUUCUCUCACAUCCACCAGACAUAUGUGGUCUACUCCCUGCCCCUGGAUGAGGAUGUGACCUCGGACCCUGCCUCAUCCCCAUCCCGCUGGGUGACAGAGGAGGAGUUCCAUGCCUCUGCUGUGUCCACAGCCAUGAAGAAGGUGCUGAAAGCACACGAGAAGCAGCGCAGGAAGGAGAGUAGCUCAGGCCAGGGUUCUAAGCGGAAGCGGGGCGCAAAAACAGAGGGAGUGAGCAGCACCUGCUCUGGCACACAGCUCUCUCUCCGUGCCUUCCUCCGGCCACCGACUGCCUCAUGAUGGCACCUUCCACCUAUGUGACCACCAGAGAUCUGUGCUGUGGUGACAACUGCACAUUGCGAGGGGACGGUGCCCCUGUACUGCUGCCAGCCCAGCACAUCGCCCCGUAACAGGCUCCCCCUCUCUGCAGAGUCUGCCAGCUUCCCUGCUGUCCCCGUGGGAGUUGCACCUCAACGUGCCCACUAUGGUCCUCGAUGUGACCCAAAGCUGGGCUUGCCCUCCCUGCCUUGGCUGGAGCCCUCCUGGUGUUGUCCAGCCCCACACAGCCACC